Epithele typhae is the source of this 2151-nucleotide messenger RNA. RefSeq names its product P-loop containing nucleoside triphosphate hydrolase protein. Lineage: Eukaryota; Fungi; Basidiomycota; Agaricomycetes; Polyporales; Epitheliaceae. The transcript has 11 exons. Gene Ontology annotation, biological process: transmembrane transport. The coding region runs from base 1 to 2151 and encodes 716 amino acids. Gene Ontology annotation, molecular function: ATP binding; ATPase-coupled lipid transmembrane transporter activity; ATP hydrolysis activity. The record is from RefSeq and is a predicted model, not a curated record.
AUGUUCUCACGCGGCAAACAGUUCUCAGACAAGAAGGGCACCUUCAAUCCCUAUGACACCAGCCGCGUCAAGCACACUCGUCUGGGAGUAUGGGACUUGUACGAGGAGCAGGAGCCGAAGCUGGCCAAGGUUCCAGGCACGUCCAGAUUCGAGCAGUACAUGGACCUCAUCGAAUGUAUGCCGUACGUGUGGAGGAUGGUGAAGGACGUGCUCGGUAUCCCCUCGUGCGCGUUCUUGUUCGCUGUGCAUGUUGCGUGCCAGUUCGCAAGGGCGAUGAUGGCUACUCUGGGAACAUGGUGCGUCACUUACACUGGAUCAUGCUCCGCCAUCAUGCAACAAGCCAUCGAUACCCGCACAGUCAACACAGACGACCUGCUUCAUAUUUGCGUGGGGCGCAUCGCCUGCGGCGUCGGGAACCUCCUCUGCUCAGCCUUAGAGGGUCGCAUCCGGUGGCCUUUGACGACUCGCAUUCGUCGCUACUACGACGUCCGCCUUUUUCGCGCCCGCGCCCGACUGGACCUACCCACCAUUGAAACUACAAGAAUUCAGCGACAGCUGGACGACGCGUCUUCUACCGUGUUUGGUCAUUCAGUCGCACACAGCACCCUUGCGAUGGGCGUGGGGGUUGCCAUAUCUGUCUUUCAACUGGUUGCGCAAGUCAUUGUCCUGCUGCAGCUCCUGCGCCAUCAUCGGGACGGGAUACUGCUCGCCGCCCUCUCCCUCUCGUUGGAGUUGAUCGGAUGGUUGCCAGGGGUGACCGCAUACUUCCCUGGCCGAGUCUGGGCGGCGACCACGUCCAAUGAAGACUACGUCAAAAUGGAAGGCUGGAGGCGCGUGAUAAAUGACAUCUCAUAUCGAAAGGAAAUUGUCACAGGCAACUUGGGAGAGUAUGCGUCCAACGAACACGUCAAAGCGUCCGAUCGUGUUGGUGAUGACCAAGGCGACCUUUCAACCUGGAGGCGGGAACGCGCGAUGUGGCACAAUACAUCACCUAGCUGGCAUUUUGUGCGCGUGUUUCUGACGCAGGCCCCUCAGAUUGUGUUUACGCUCAGGGUCAUGCAGUAUCCCGCCAGCAUGCCAGUCUCUCUUGCGAGCCUGCAUUUGAUCAACAACGCCACGAGUUCGUUCGGUCACCGGUUAUACGAAGUGCUCAUAAAUUCGAAGUCGAUGGGCGAACAGUUCUCCUCCGUGCGCAAGAUGUACGAGGCAGAUAACAUUAUCAACAAGGUAGCAGAUGGUACUAUUCCGUUCCCUGAGGACUCAUUGAGUAUACGGUAUGGGAUUGCUCUCGAGUUCAAGAACGUGUCGUUCAAAUACCCCGACGCGGACAAAUACGCACUGCGAAACAUCUCCUUCAAGCUCCUACCAGGACAACUUUGUGUGAUCGUUGGCGUUAACGGCUCCGGCAAGAGCACCAUCUUGAAGCUCGUCACUCGCCUCUACGAGCCGGAACAGGGCCAGAUACUCUUCGGCGGGCACGACAUCCGCACGCUCAAGCUCUUCGACCUCCGCCAAGCGGUCUCAGUCCUCUUCCAGGACUACACCCACUUCCCGUUGUCUAUCAGAGACAACAUCGGGAUCGGCGACCCCGACGCAGCGCAGAACGAGGCGCACAUUCGGCUCGCGGCCCGCCUCGGCGGUGCGGAGGAGUUUAUCAAGGCGCUCCCCGAGGGCUUCGACACGUACCUCGACCGGCCUGUUCGGGACCAAUACUCUGAUCUGCCCGAGGGCACAAAGACGCUCUUCGGGCGCGAGAUCAGCUACACCGCCGUCCGCGAUGCGGGCGGCAUGAAGGGCGGCGGGACGUCACACCUGAGCGGGGGGCAGAUGCAGAGACUCGCGGUCGCGAGGACGUUCAUGCGUUCAAUCGUGUCCGAGGACAGCAAGGUUGGGCUAUUGUUGUUUGACGAGCCUAGCGCGGCGCUCGAUCCUGUUGCUGAACACGACCUCUUCGAGCGGCUCCGCGAGCUGCGCGGGAACAAGACCAUGGUCUUCUCAUCGCACCGCUUUGGGAAUCUCACGCGCUAUGCGGACCUCAUUUUGUAUAUGAACGACUCCGUGGUCGUGGAGGCCGGCUCGCACGAAGAACUGCUCAAGCGAGAGGGUGAGUAUGCGAAGAUAUGGAACUUGCAAGCGAAGGCUUUCUUGUAG